AUGGUUAUGUUGUCCGAAUCAACGCAAAUAGUUAUGUUCUACAUGUUGGAUGAGGCUUAUCUCACUAAUCAGGCAACCUCUCCAUCGAACAAAAAUGAUACAGGCACACCUUGUGCCACACCCUCAGCCACACUCCCCUCUCUCUCUGCUACAGUAACCGGGCCCACAGUGGGCCCGGUUACUGUAGCAGAGAGAGAGGGGAGUGUGGCUGAGGGUGUGGCACAAGGGCUUCGAAUCACCGCCGUGGCCACGGCGGAGCAGGAGGGAUACGUGGAAACCUCCGACGGCGGCGGCGAUCAGGGAUCCGACGGCGGAGAUUCCGUCGUUGGGAGGACGAAGAGCCUGACCGACGAGGAUCUGGAGGAGUUGAAGGGGUGCCUGGAUCUAGGGUUUGGGUUCAGUUACGAGGAGAUCCCUGAGCUUUGUAGUACUUUGCCGGCGCUAGAAUUGUGUUACUCGAUAAGCCAGAGGUAUAUGGACGAGCAGCAGCAGCGGACGGCGGUGGAUGAGGAGGCGGCGGAGACGAGCUCCGGCGCUCCGAUUGCUAAUUGGAAGAUCUCGAGUCCCGGGGACCAUCCCGAGGAAGUUAAAGCAAGGCUGAAAUAUUGGGCUCAAGCAGUGGCAUGUACCGUUAGAUUAUGCAGCUGAGGUAGCUUCUUCAAUUCAUCAAACAACUUACCUGAAGAACUUAUACAAGAGAAUCAAACACUGCGCUGGAUUUCAACUUUUGCUGAGCGGAUUCUCUACUGAUGCCUCGAGGACCUUGAGAUGCGGAAUUUUUUGCUGGAAAAGACUGGCCGGAAUAUAACGUCAACUGUAGAAAUGGAGAGAAAGAUUCAUCAGAGUUGCUCGGUAGCUCUGAGACUGGACUAAUGUGAGAUGUGUAGCUUGCAUUGUUAACUAUAUACGAGUAUGAUUAUAUUGUUUCGACAAAUGAGUGAAUAAAUGUAUUUGUUCAAAUAAUAAUAAUAAUAAUAAUUCUUCAUCUGCCUUCU
Asparagus officinalis (garden asparagus) is the source of this 995-nucleotide messenger RNA. RefSeq lists its product as uncharacterized. The transcript has 4 exons. NCBI's taxonomy places the organism in Eukaryota, Viridiplantae, Streptophyta, Magnoliopsida, Asparagales, Asparagaceae. The coding region runs from base 1 to 648 and encodes 215 amino acids. The record is from RefSeq and is a predicted model, not a curated record.